AUGAAAACGGUGAUAAUGAGUGAUAACAUGCAUACCAUCGAUGACUACAGGCGUCUGUACGACGAGUCCGUCACAAAUGGGACCGACUUUUGGCGGCGAAUGGCCGACACAUUUGAUUGGCACACAAUCGCUGGCCAUUCGCCCCGUUUUGGCCACAAUUUUGACACAUCUUCGGCACCCAUUGACGUCCAUUUCAUGAGCGGUUCCCAAACCAAUGUCUGCCAUAAUCUCAUCGACAGAAACAUUGCCUUAGGCUUUGGCUCACGAAUCGCUUACCACUGGGUUGGCCACGAGUUUGAGCUGAAUAUGGCAUUGACUUAUAGCCAACUUCGGGAUCAAGUCUGCAGAUUCGCUAACGUCUUGAAAGGGUUGGGCCUUAAAAAGGGCGACACUAUUAUCAACUAUACGCCAGAUUUGAUCCAAACGGUGAUCUCUAUGUUGGCCGCCAUAAGGCUGGGAGUGGUUUACGCCAACACUUUCCCGGGAUAUUCUGCCCAAUGUUUGGCUCAACGUAUGCUUGACUUGAAGUGUAAAGUUUUAAUCACAUCUGAUGUCUAUUACAGUUAUAAACGGUUUAAUGAUUUGAAACAAUACUCAGACCAAGCGAUUAAUAUUUGUCGUCAAAAUAAUCACGAAAUCAAAGCCAGAAUUUUUAUCAAGUAUUUAUCGGAUGGAAACUAUAGCCCGAAUAUUAGUGAUUAUAAUAGCGAUUUGGACCCAAGACUUGAUCACUGGUGGCACGACUUGAUUGAAAAGGCAGACACAGAGUGUCCACCCGUUUGGGUCGACUCCGAAGAUCCACUUUUUGUCAUAUUUUCGAGUGGAAGUACUGGCAAACAGAAGGCUAUCGUUCAUUCAAGCGGUGGUUUUAUGGUAAUGAGUGCUCUUGUAUUCAAACACGCCUUCAAUUAUACGGACGGAGAUGUGGUGUACUGUUCGGGUUGUUUGGGUUGGAUUACCGGCCAAUUCAGUCAUGUGUUCGGAUCGCUGGCCAAUGCGGCCACAGUUGUGCUGUCGGAGGGCUCGCAGACGUACCCAACCCCUGGCCGCUGGUGGAGAAUCAUCGAUGAAUACAAAGUGAAUAUAUUUUACGUCAAUCCGACGGACAUCAGAAAUUUGAGAUCAUUUGGCGAUCAAUACCCAAAUGACUACCCAAUGGCUGACUUGAAAGUGAUUGGAGUUGUCGGUGAGACCAUUGAUGGCGAGACGUGGAAGUGGUUGUACGAAGUGAUUGGACGUCAACGAUGUCCUAUCGUUAACACGUAUUUCCAGAGCGAAACGGGCUGUCCCAUUAUAUUCCCGAUUCCGGGUGUUAUUCCCAUUAAAGUGGGAUCUGUUUCGCUGCCAUUCUUCGGCGUCCAACCCGUCAUUAUUGAUGAAAAUGGACACGAGUUAGAGGGAGAGGGAAACGGAACUCUUUUGAUUAAAACUGCCUUUCCAUCGAUCGCCAGAACUCUUUACGGCGAUUAUAAUCUCUACGAAAAGACAUAUUUCCACAAAUAUCCUAAUUAUUACUUCACUGGCGAUGGUAUGUAUUAACACGAAAA
Molecule: messenger RNA, 1547 nt
Organism: Medioppia subpectinata
Lineage: Eukaryota; Metazoa; Arthropoda; Arachnida; Sarcoptiformes; Oppiidae
Source: the annotation of a GenBank genome assembly